AUGGUUAGCUUAUCAGGAGUCAUUGUAUUGGCGAUUAUACUCCGAAUAGGGUUCUUUCUUUUUGGAUUGUAUCAAGAUGAAUAUAUGCCAGUUAAAUAUACCGAUAUAGACUACUUGGUAUUUUCCGAUGCCUCGCAUUAUGUCUGCCAAGGACAAUCACCAUAUCUUCGAGAAACUUAUCGGUACACACCCAUACUUGCAAUGAUGCUCCUACCUAACAAUUGGGGACCUAUAUGGUACAGUUUUGGUAAGGUUUCAUUUAUGAUUGGUGAUUUAGUGACGGGUGUCUUGAUUGCAAAGUUGUUGUCCAGAGAGAAGAAUUUGUCAAAGUCAAAGUCAAAGAGGUUGAUCUUGUCGUCAUUGUGGCUUUUGAAUCCAAUGGUUAUCACAAUUAGUACCAGAGGAUCAUCCGAGAGUAUAUUGACUGUUUUGAUAAUGCUUUCGUUAUACUGCUUGAUUGAAAGUAAAAACGUUUUGGCGUCAGCAUUUUGGCUUGGGUUGGCAAUUCAUUUCAAAAUAUACCCUAUAAUCUACAUACCGAGUAUUAUGUUGUACUUGACAAAUAGCUCACAACCAAUUGUUAAUUAUCCAGUAAUAAAAUUGGUCAAUGUGCCAAAUCUCAAGUAUGCUGUCUAUACAGUUGUCACUUUAGCAAUGUUUAACGCAUUGAUGUAUUUCUUGUAUGGACAGGAGUUUCUUGACCAUUCAUAUUUGUAUCAUAUUACAAGAAUAGACCAUAGGCAUAACUUCUCAGUCUAUAAUAUGGUACUAUACUACAAAUCGGCAUUACCAGCAUCAUCUAAUAUAGAUAUUGAGACAUUGGCUUUUAUCCCACAACUUUUAUUAUCAGGGAUUAUAAUCCCAUUAAUAUUCGCAAAACAAGAUUUAAUUUCAUGCUUGUUUCUACAGACAUUUACGUUUGUCACAUUCAACAAAGUCAUUACAUCACAAUACUUCAUUUGGUUUUUGAUUUUCCUUCCUCAUUUUUUAUUUAAAUCCGAUUUACUUCAAACUAGACGCAUUAAUGGAGUGUUUGUCUUGCUUUUAUGGGUUAUUUCACAGGGAUGUUGGUUGUACAAUGCUUACCGAUUGGAAUUUUUAGGAGAGAGCACAUUUGAUUAUUCAUUAUUUAACUCAUCAUUAUUCUUCUUUUUGAGUAAUUGUAUAUGUAUUGGUGAGUUCAUAAAAAGUUUAUAG
This is a messenger RNA of Lodderomyces orthopsilosis Co 90-125, 1197 nucleotides long. Its product is annotated as glycosylphosphatidylinositol-alpha 1,4 mannosyltransferase I. The record is from RefSeq and is a predicted model, not a curated record. The transcript has a single exon. Gene Ontology annotation, biological process: GPI anchor biosynthetic process. The coding region runs from base 1 to 1197 and encodes 398 amino acids. Gene Ontology annotation, cellular component: glycosylphosphatidylinositol-mannosyltransferase I complex; membrane. NCBI's taxonomy places the organism in Eukaryota, Fungi, Ascomycota, Pichiomycetes, Serinales, Debaryomycetaceae. Gene Ontology annotation, molecular function: alpha-1,4-mannosyltransferase activity; GPI mannosyltransferase activity.